UCCUUUUCUUCUCCAAUUACAGUUGGUUUGCAGAUCAAAAUGAGAAGCUUAAUGAAACUGGGGCAAUGGCCUCUACUUGCACUUGCUUUGGCAAUUUGCUUAGCAGCCAACUCUGUUUUUGCUGAUUACUCUUAUGGGUAUACUUCUCCCUCAUCUUCUUAUAACUCUAAGAAGUACUACAAAUCACCAUCUCCAUCUAAGUAUCAUGUACCCACCACUCCUUACUACAAGAAACCAGAAAAAUCUGUUGAAAACUACAAAUUGCCUGUACCUUCAAAGCACGACUAUUACAAAUCGCCAUCACCAGUAAAAUAUUACAAAUCUCCAUCACCGGUGAAAUAUUACAAGUCAAAGCAAUACUACAAGUCACCAUCACCGAUAAAAUAUUACAAGUCACCAUCGCCGGUUAAGUACUACAAGUCGCCUACUCCUUCAAAGUACUACUACAAGUCACCAUCACCGAUAAAAUAUUACAAGUCACCAUCGCCGGUUAAGUACUACAAGUCGCCUACUCCUUCAAAGUACUACUACAAGUCACCAUCGCCAGUAAAGUACUACAAGUCGCAUGCUCCUUCAAAGCAAUACUACAAGUCACCAUCCCAAACAAAAUAUUAUAAAUCGCCUGCUCCUAAAUACUACAACUCACCGCCGCCAACAAAAUAUUACAAGUCACCAAUUUAUUACAAGUCUCCACCACCACCACCUUAUUACGGAAAAUCACCUUCAUACUAUAAAUCACCUCCACCUCCUCCUAAAUACUAUGAGAAAUCACCUUCAUACUACAAGUCGCCUCCACCUCCACCAAAAUACUACGAGCAAUCACCAUCUUCUUACAAAUCUCCACCACCUCCAUCAAAAUACAAUGAGCAACUAUCUGCAUACUACUCUUCGCCGCCACCAGCACCAUCAAAAUACUACGAGCAAUCACCAAUUAAUUAUAAGUCUCCACCUCCACCUUAUUAUGAAUCACCACCACCUCCACCAAAGACCUAUGAACAAUCGCCAUCAUACUACUCACCUCCACUUCCAACAAACUACGUUAAACAAAUUCCCAACUUUGCCUCACCUCCACCACCUAAAAAGUACGAGCAAUCUGCUACCUAUGUUUCACCUCCACCCCCACCAGCCUACUACUAAUAUUCAAAUCCUUCACUUCCAUAAUUUUCCACAACUUCCUUAGCAUUUAACUCAUUUUCAUCCUUCUAUUUGGAGCAAUUCCAUUGCCUCUGCCAAAUGUUUUUUGUAUGCUUCCCGAAAUGAUCGGCUUUGCUUGCUUUUGUGUUCUUUUCUUGUAAUAAUAUGUAACUGUAUUAUUUGAGAUUUAAGUAAGAUCCUCGAGAUCUCCAUCUGUUUGGCUCGUUGAAUCAAAAUAUUCUUUUGGUGUA
Molecule: messenger RNA, 1385 nt
Organism: Nicotiana tabacum (common tobacco)
Lineage: Eukaryota; Viridiplantae; Streptophyta; Magnoliopsida; Solanales; Solanaceae
Source: RefSeq, a predicted model, not a curated record